Molecule: messenger RNA, 606 nt
Organism: Symbiodinium sp. CCMP2592
Lineage: Eukaryota; Dinophyceae; Suessiales; Symbiodiniaceae
Source: the annotation of a GenBank genome assembly
GCAUUACGCAGAGUACAGAAAUGCAUGGCGUCGGUGAGAAAAGCUUUGAGUCGAUCCAAAGCACGUGCGGCGACGCUGCAUUUGACCGUGCGGGAAGCGAGCAUCGUGUUGGCGAUAUAUUUGUUGUCGCGGUACAAUCUCAAUGCUGUGGCAUUGUAUGUGGCUUCAAGAAAUGCGGUCCGGCAGCAACCGAGCCACAGUGCAGCAGAGGUGCGUGAGUUGACAGAAAGCCUGUACUUAGAAACUUCCAUCGACGAACUGAUUGCUUUGGAGUGUGGGGAACCUGGAAGACACGCGCGUGUCCGACACGCAGCAGUGUCGUUUUUGGCGGAACUGCGAACAGUUGAAUGGUUGGAGUCUCAAAACAUGCUCGGCGCCGCCCCUAGCUCGGCUGCCAUGGCCAGCAAGCAUCUGAUGUUUUGCGAAGCUUUUCAUGACUCCCGGUGGGACGGUGCGCUGGCGAGGGCGGUCCACAACAAUUCGCUGAAUCACAGCGCUGGGCGGUACUUGCGCAAGUGGUCUGCAGACUUCAGCGAACGCUGGAAUGUUGCUUUUCGAGUGCGUUCGGUGAAGCCUCCUGCACCUUGCGCAGAGCUUGCGGCGCAG